This is a messenger RNA of Varroa destructor (honeybee mite), 3325 nucleotides long. Its product is annotated as putative fatty acyl-CoA reductase CG5065. Gene Ontology annotation, molecular function: alcohol-forming very long-chain fatty acyl-CoA reductase (NADP+) activity. NCBI's taxonomy places the organism in Eukaryota, Metazoa, Arthropoda, Arachnida, Mesostigmata, Varroidae. Gene Ontology annotation, biological process: long-chain fatty-acyl-CoA metabolic process. Gene Ontology annotation, cellular component: peroxisome. The record is from RefSeq and is a predicted model, not a curated record.
UGUUAAAUUAUAUACCACCUCAUUUGUGGCGCAUCGCAAAGUCUCAGUGAUAAAUUAGGAUUUAGUAGGGGGCAGAAAUACGAACACGUUUUGAAGAAUAUAUUGGCUCCAACUGGAUAAAGCAAGAGUAGUUAUUGCAUCUUCGCGAGCAGAAUAAGCUCAAUUCACUGUGCCUGUGGUGUUCCGGGUCGUUGGCGAGUCAGCACUGAGUUGUGUAAUGAAGGGCAAGAAUGAGGUGAUAGAUUAGUAAGAGUGAAGCAGAUGGUUCUCUUGAUAUCAUGUUUGACUUGAAUAUUGGUCAAAUAGGGAUGCCAAAUUCACGCGUGUCAAGUGUGUUGGUGAGUGACUUCCGUUGUUUUGGGUGGCACAAGGGUUGUGGGUAUGAGAAGAAAGGACAGGCACCGCAUGACCUUGCGCUAAAGACGGUCAUUCUAUCGGUAGACAGUGCUUUUUAAGUAGCCCGAUUUGUUCACUUUUAUAUAAACGUUCAUCAAGUAUCAAGCAAGGGGCAAAAAUGGAUUUCCUGGAAAGAGAUGACUCCCAAGUCGCGGCGUUCUUUGCCAAUAGAACAGUUCUCAUCACUGGUGGCACAGGCUUCAUUGGAAAGCUCCUUAUAGAAAAGCUUCUACGCUCCUGUCCUGCUAUUGGCCAGAUUUUUGUUAUCAUCAGAGAAAAACGAGGAGCAAGCGUCCAGCAGCGCCUUAAUAGCAUUCUCAGUGAACAGAUAUUUGAAGGUUUGUUGUCCCGUCGCCCAGAAGCCCGCUCACGAGUCAGCGCUCUAGCUGGCGACAUAGAGAAGCGUUUUCUUGGUCUUUCCGAUAAGGAUCUACGCAGGGUCCAGUCUGAGGUCGAAAUUGUCAUCCACUCAGCAGCAACAGUUAAAUUCAAUGAACCGUUGGUGGCAGCUGUUCGUGUAAACGUAGGGGCCACUGCCAACAUGGUGGAACUUUGCCGUAAUCUGCAGAAACUCUGCUCUUUCGUUCACGUUUCCACUGCGUACGUUAACGUCAAUCAACCGUCAGAGCCAAGAAUUAAAGAAUGUAUAUACCCAUUUGAUCUAAGAGCAGAUGAUUUGUUAGAGUUAACGGCACGCCUGCCACCGGCAGCUAUGGAAGCCGCUACCCCGCAUCUUCUCGGCGCCUACCCAAACACAUAUACUUUUACUAAACGUCUCGCCGAAGAGCUCGUUUUUGAGUCUGGACUCCCUGCAGCAAUCGUGCGGCCUUCCGUAGUCGUUGCCACAGCCAAAGAACCCUUUCCAGGCUGGAUUGAUAAUAUUAACGGGCCGACAGGAUUUUUCCUGGCAUUGGGUACAGGGUCUUUGACUGCCGUCUAUGCGAAUUCGAACACGAAGGUUGACCUCAUACCUGCAGACCUGGUUGUCAACUGUAUCAUCGUUGCUGCUUUCAAGCGUGCGACAACUAAAACGGAUAGAAGAAACCGUUCGGUGCCUAUAAUUCACUCCUGUCUUGGAAGAGUGAUGAGUCUUUCAGGACAGGAAAUGCAACUCUGCUCCUAUCGGAUUGUAGCUACUCACCCUCUUAUAUAUUGUAUUAGAUUUCCACAUACAGUUGUGUGCAGCAAUCUGUGGGAGUUUCGACUUAGAAUGUUGCUAUUCCAUCGGUUGCCUAUGGAGAUAGCAGAUUUUUUACUGUGCCGAGUGGCAGGAAAACAACUCCCACUGCGGAAACUUUAUGCUCGAAUGACAGCGGGCUUGGACGCUCUUAGCUUCUUUUUCCACCAAGACUGGGAUUUCAUGACAUCAAGCGCCAUGGAAAUGCAAGAAUCGCUUGGAGAUACCGACCGCUAUCUUUUCCCGAUUGUUGCCUCGGAUGACUUCAAAUGGGACUAUUUUUUGAAAGUGUAUCUCUUCAGCAUUAAGUACUUCAUCUUACAUGAGGAUUUAACCACAACAGCAGCGGCGCUCGCCUGGAGGAAAAAACUGGCUGUAAUUCAUUAUGGGUCACAUUUGUUGACUGCGUUUAUUGUCAUCAAAUUGCUUGUCUCAUUCAUCGAGUUCAUCAUUGGAUUCAAUAUGUAUAUAUUUUAAUAUAUACGUAUAUAAAUAUAAUAUCGGAGAUGGUGAUAUGGCUAAUUUAUGACUCUUUGGCAAAUCAUCGACGCGGCUUUCUUUUCUGUAUUCUACUAUUUCGCAUCCAUGAAAAUUAAAUAAUAGGGCCCGUUCAACGUCCAUUCUGUUGAUCUGGUUUUGUGACAUAUGAAAGGCGAACACCAAUUACGUUAUUAGACAUAUAUAUUUUCUCAAAAAGCUCCUAUCAACAAAUGUAGGCGUUGUGUCUAACACGCAACGAUACACAAAUAGAUUUUCUUUGAUAGCCAGCCAGACUUGGUACACAUUCGUAUAUUGCCGAUGGCAGUGUGUUCUGUAUACGUCUAGCACGGGGAUGAAUAAAUGGCCCUUUAAGAUGGAGCAAACACAGACUAACAACUGAAUAAGAGUGAGCUCUCAGUUAAAAAAAAAAAUGGGCUCACGUUUAGUGAAAAGUUAGUUACACAGUUGAAGCAGCAUCGAACUAACUUUUUCCUAACUCAGAGCUAAUUUUUUCUUGCCCAUGAACUUAACUACUAACCCCUACUGUACCGCAGAAGCCAGCAAUAUAUAAGGCGCUUACGAAUGCAGCAAGCCAACAUUGCAAUUUGCUUAUACACUGUUAAAGGUACUUCGGCAGAAACUACACCAAAUAAUCAAAUGCAAUAUGAAAUAUCAGUAAAAAGUAAUAAAAUGUUUUGGAGAUAAAAUAAAAAUGGGAUAUAAACUUAGAUUAUUAUAGCGAGAGUUCUAAAGGACCAAAAAACACGUUUAAGUUCAUGUAUGUAUACUCAUGUGCUUAAUGGCAUGUUCAGAGCUGUGCCCAAAUACGCUUAACUUUGUCACAGACAACUUAACAUAUAUACUCUAAAGAUUUUGGGUUAACAGUUACAUUCCAAUUUAAUUACAAAUUGUCCAACCUAUUAUGAUAGUUUGUAAAACAUUUACAAAGUUUCAUCAUAAAAUAGUUAUUGUGCAAUCAAGUCUCUAAAUUGAGUAAAUAACAUAUACGAGAAUAACCUUUGAAGAUGACAAAUGAUAUCGACCGCUGUUAAAAGAAAAUAUACAAUUUUUUUCGUUCUCGUAUCUCUAAAUAAUUGUAUGUCAAUGUUAUCAUUUGAUUUGUCGUAUCUCGGUAGUCUACGUGUAAUCUGUGAUUUUAGGCUAAUCUGUCAAUAUAAUAAUUAUAGUACCGAAACCAAAAUGUAAUACAUGACGGAUGUAUUAUACAUGUGCAUUUUGCAUUGUCUUUCUCGGCUUAAUAAAAAAAGUGAA